Messenger RNA from Podarcis lilfordi (Lilford's wall lizard), 34778 nucleotides. NCBI's taxonomy places the organism in Eukaryota, Metazoa, Chordata, Lepidosauria, Squamata, Lacertidae. The record is from the annotation of a GenBank genome assembly.
AUGUCUUCUCAGCUGCAUCUCUUCACAUCAGGCAAGAGAGGGGGGCCUGCCCUUCUGAUGAAGAAAGGCGGGGAGUGGGGGACAUCUGCAGAGGCAGGUCCUCAGGCCCAAGCACAGGGGGGCCGGGGGGACUGGGCCUCCCCAAAGCCCUGCCUGGACCUCCGUCUGCAGCCUCUGGGCCUGCCCUUUGGCCUGUCCUGGGAGAGUCUUUCCUGCUCUUUUCCAGCCACCGACUUUGGCCUCUUCCUGUCAGACGAAGAUCCCAAGAAAGGCAUCUGGCUGGAAGCUGGGAAGGCCCUGGACUACUACAUGCUCCGCAAUGGGGUGCGUCCCCCCUUCCCUGCCAGGGUUGUCCCCUGGCCGCCCCCUCCCUUGCCAGGCGGGCAUCUCCUCCUUUGCAUGGCCCCCUCUUUCCCCUCCCCUCCCCCCCCCACUCUGGGUGCCCCCCCAACUGCUCUCCUCCGGCCCUCUCUGAUGCCCCCCUACAACAUUCCAGGACACCUUGGAGUACAAGAAGAAGCAGAGGCCCCUGAAGAUCCGGAUGCUGGACGGGACGGUCAAGACGGUCAUGGUGGACGACUCCAAGACGGUCACAGACAUACUCAUGACCAUUUGCGCCAGAAUCGGUGAGCGGGGGGGGGGGUCUUGAUCUAGGGAGGGAGAGAGGUCUCUAGCUCCCCCUGACAGAUGAUGAUGAUGAUGAUUUAUUUAUUUAUACCAUGCCCAUCUGGCUGGGUUUCCCCAGCCACUCUGGGCGGCUUUCAACACAAUAUUAAAAUAAAGUAACGCAUCAAACAUUAAAAGCUUCCCUAAACAGGGCUGCCUUCAGAUGUGGUCUAAAAGUCUGGUAGUUGUUGUUCUCUUUGACAUCUGGUGGGAGGGCAUUCCACAGGGCAGGUGCCACCACCAAGAAGGCCCUCUGCCUGGUUCCCUGUAGCUUCACUUCUUGCAGGGAGGGAACUGCCAGAAGGCCCUCGGAGCUGGACCUCAGCGUCUGGGCAGAACGAUGGGGGUGGAGACGUUGUCUUGCUCUGCAGAAGGCAAGAGGGAUGUCUCCCAGUCUGGCAGGACUGACCUCUCUCUCCCCACCCACCUUCUUGACAUGGGGGGGUCUCCUCGCCCGGCAGGCAUCACGAACUACGACGAGUACUCCCUGGUGCGGGAAAUUGUGGAGGAGAAGAAGGAGGAGCAGACGGGGACCCUCAAGAAGGACAAGACGCUCCUGCGGGAUGAGAAGAAGAUGGAGAAGCUCAAGCAGAAACUCCACACGGACGACGAGUGUAAGUCGGUGGGGUGGGGGUACGACCCACAAGGACCCAGGAGCAAAGAGUGGGGGGUCUCUCUCCUUCCCCCUGCUUCCCCUCCCAAUGUUCUCUGUGCCCCAACAGUGAACUGGCUGGACCACGGGCGCACCCUCCGAGAGCAGGGCAUCGAUGACAGCGAGACCCUCCUCCUGCGACGGAAGUUCUUCUACUCGGACCAAAACGUGGAUUCGCGGGAUCCUGUGCAACUCAACCUGCUCUAUGUGCAGGUACUGUUCCCUUCACACAACCCUGCAAGUCUCGGGCUUUAUCCUAACCCCAGUUUACCUAUGAAACCCCUCACCCCACAUGCGGCCGCUCGGGGGGACGGGCCCUGCCAUAGAUGCCACAUAAGCCCCACUUUCUGCGUUUGUAAGCAUUCGAUCGUUUAGUGUGGCAGCACCUGCCCUCUGGAACUCCCUGCCUCUUGAUAUGAAGCAGGUGCCUUUGCUUUGCACGUUUUGGUGCUUGCUAAAAACAUUCUUGUGUAGACCCACCCCCCGAAUGCUUAGAAAGUAGAAGUGAGUUCCAACCUGUUGUAGUAUUUUAACUUUCUGUACGCUUUGAACUCAGUUUUAAUGUUUUAUCUUUUUAUUAACUGCUUUGAGGUUGUUGGGUGUGUUUUUUUACAAUCAAGCAUUGUAUAAAUUUUGUGAAAUAAAAUAAAUAACCCCCAAGGUACACCUGGCAGGUGCCAUGAAGGUUGGGUUGGUGGAGUGGGCAGCAGGUCUCUCCUCCCCCCCAGCCCAAAAUCCUUGGGGAGAGGGUGGGAGGGAAGGGCCCAUUAAGGAGCUAUGAAUGAACUGUGAAUUAAUUCAGGAGAAUGACUUCCCUGUGCCCCCGCCCCCUUCUCCAGGCCCGUGACGACAUCCUGAACGGCUCCCACCCCGUCUCCUUCGACAAGGCCUGCGAAUUUGCGGGAUUCCAGUGCCAGAUCCAGUUUGGCCCCCACAAUGAGCAGAAGCACAAGCCGGGAUUCUUGGAGUAAGUGCCCCUGCCGGUCUCUGCCCGCUUGGUGUGGGCCUCGCAGCGGAGCGCCAGGGGAAACCGAGUCACAGGGUGCCGCGCAGAGGCGAGUGGCCUCCCCUUCCUUUUCAAGUCGAGGUUGGACAGCCGUCCGCCAGGGCUUCUUCAUUGCACUUCCCUUCAUUUGGGCAGGGCCUCCUUGCGCUGGGCAGGACUGCCCCCCCAAGGGAUGAGUUUGGGUUGGGCAGCAAAGGUUUGGGGUUCUUCCUUGCUCUCCCUCCCCUCAUGCCCCCUCCUCUCCUCUCCCUUUUCCAGCCUCAAGGACUUUCUGCCCAAGGAGUACAUCAAGCAGAAAGGCGAGCGCAAGAUUUUCAUGGUGAGUGGAAGCGGGGGGGGGGGGGACGACUGGCUGCAACCAGGGACCCCUUGGACCUCCAGGGGAAGGGGGCUCACGGGGGGCACUCCUCCCUCUCCACCGAUGAGUGGGCUUGGGGGUGGGGCACACCUUGUGCCUGGCAAAAUAUCUGCUUUUGACAGGAUCUACUGCCCAUUUCCCGGAGGACCCCCUGUGGGGACUGGGACGCCCCUGCUGUUUGGGGCGGCUCUGGCGGGAGAGGGGGGCCCCUUCCCUGGGGUGGGAGGAGCGGAAGGAUGACCCCCCCCUUUGUUCUGCCCUCAGGCCCACAAGAACUGCAGCAACAUGAGCGAGAUUGAGGCGAAGGUCCGCUACGUGAAGCUGGCCCGAUCCCUCAAGACCUACGGGGUCUCCUUCUUCCUGGUCAAGGUGAGGGGGGCCCUGCCCCAUCUCUCUGCCCUUUCAGGGGGGCAGGAUGCUCGGGAAGCCCCCUGCCUCCAGCUGAGGUGGGGCUGUUGCACCCUUGGCUCUUCUGCGCCUUGCAGGGGGGGCCAGGGGGGGCAUCUCCUGCAGGUUUGCCCUUUGAGGUGGGCAUGGUGGCUCUGGGGUGGCUGGUGCCCCCUUGGUGCAGGGGGAGCUGAGGGCUCCCCUUGGGCCUGACCCACGUGUCCCCCCUGCAGGAGAAGAUGAAGGGCAAGAACAAGCUGGUCCCCCGCCUGCUGGGCAUCACCAAGGAAUGUGUCAUGCGGGUGGAUGAGAAGACCAAGGAGGUCAUCCAGGAGUGGAACCUCACCAACAUCAAGCGCUGGGCCGCCUCCCCCAAGAGCUUCACGCUGGUAGGCCUUCCUCCUCCUUCCUCUUCCUCCCCCCGCCAUCUCCAACGCUCUUUGCCCCCUCCCCGGGUGUCCUUUGGAAGAAGCGCAGCAGCAGAAUUGGGCUGCCUGGGGCCGCAUCCUGCAAGCAGAGGGCAGGCAGGCAGGCAGGAGGGCUGAGCAACAGCCGGUUUUCAACAUCGUGCUGCAUCACCAGCUGAACAUCGCACUAGACAAUGUCUGGAAUGAGGAUGGAGCUGUGCAGGCCCUUCUCGGUGGUGGCGCCCUCCCUGUGGGACACCCUCCCUUCGGAUGUCAAGGAGAUAAAGAAUUGCGCAACUUUUAGAAGACAUCUGAAGGCAGCCCUGUAUCGGGAGGCUUUUAAUGCUUGAUAUUUUUAUUACGUUUCAUCAUCAUCAUCGUUUUGUUUGCUACCUUUCCAUAGUUAAAACAAUGCUCAAGGCGGCUUACAACAUGACAAGAUUUACGUAAUUAUCAACAUAACCAAGUCAUAAACUCUUGGAUAGAUUUAUUGCUUUAUUGUUUGGCGCCCAGCCACGCUUCCCCUGCGAGCCUCUGCAGCUUCUGUUUACGCAGGGUGGCUUUGGAGCGGUCGUAAAGCAAUUAGCAGAAUUACACAGCGUCUGUGUGUCGAAAGGGCAGUAAAUAAGUCCAGACGUUUCUUCUAUCCUAGUAUCUCUUUAUUGGAAACAAAAUAGCGUAUUUACAAUCCACAACAGCCAUCCGUGUUCAGCUGCAUUUUCUCUGCCUCCUCUCUCUCCCCUUGCAGCGGCUGAACUGAAUGCUUUCGAUUUCCACUCAGUUCACAGCAUACCAAGCUGUUUUCCUCACGUCCUGGCUUACUUCCCUUGUAAGCCCGUCCCCUCAAGCACGAGACAUAGAAGGUUAACCCGUCACUACACCCAACACAUCACAUAAAUAAAACACAUCAAAAAGUACACAACCAAAUGGAAAAACAAUUUCCGCAUAAAUUGUUACGGGGAAAAUCUAGGUGUGAGGCUGCUCAGUCCCCCAGCUGGUCGGGCAGAGCCCGCGGGUCCCUGCGGAAUAAAGGAAGGAUUCCAGCCACCAACCGGAGCAAAUAGCUGUAGUUUAUUGCGCAUCAGGUUCAAAGAGGAAUUUUGAACCCCAAGAAUGGGGUGACAAGGACUUUUAAAACUUUUCCACCAUAUCCCAGAAUACAGUUCGUACAGCAUCAUUGCUACAUCAUUGACAUGUCACAAAAGGGGAGGGGUUAAUCUUGGCAAACAUGUCCAGACAAGUCCUUGGUACAAGAUUAGCAUAAGCAGACAUGGCAGGGCAAGAUUAGCAUAGACAAACACUUCUGAAGUCCCACCACCCAAAGUACAAUAGAACUUCCUUGGCAUGUUUGGGGAUGGGAUUUGGCUUUCCUUGGCCAACAAUCAGCUCCGCAAUUGUCACCUCUGGGAACUUCCUGGAGUCCUUUUUCAAGGGGAAAAUAGCUUUGGAAUGGAGGAAACUGGCAAAGGAGCUGAUUUUAUAUGAUUGUUAAAGCUAGGUAACUUCCCUGAGCUGUCAAGUUGAAAGGAUACAUUCAGGCAUAAUAUUUGGAACAUUUAACUUUAACGAUGUGCCCCCACCCCAGUAAUUUCUGCAACAAUAUCAAUCACAAUUUAAAAUGACAUGGGGGAAAAAUAAAAACAAUUUAAAAAGAAAACAAAAACAAAAAUGGAGGCCUCUCUGCCCAGCAGCCGUGGCAGCAGCAGUCCUUUAUGGAGCCAGCCAGGCCCCGUCCCCAGCCAGAGGGAGAAGAGCAGGGCUCCCAGCAGCUCACACUCCGUUUUUAGAUAUUCUGUAAGCUACCCAGAGUGGCUGGGGAAACCUAGUCAGACGAGUGGGGUAUCAUCAUCAUCAUCAUCAUCUGGCUUCACAGUUUUCCCCACCUUGUGGCUGCCCUACAGUGGCCGGGGGGAGUGGGGAGAGAGAGAGAGAUACCUUUUUCCUUUCCUCUUGCAGGACUUUGGGGAUUACCAGGACGGCUACUACUCUGUCCAGACGACGGAGGGGGAGCAGAUUGCCCAGCUCAUUGCCGGCUACAUUGACAUCAUCCUGAAGAAGGUGAGGCUGUGGGGAGGCAGGGAGAGGGGCGCCCACCUCAGGCGUGGCGUCUGCCUGGGCGUGCGGGAGGGCAAGGCCACGCUGGCAUUGCAGGGUGCUGGCUGAGGGAAAGGAUGUCCCCCACCAGGAGGAUGGGCUGCCUUGCCCUGGCGGUGCUGGGAGGCUCUUCUGCGCCCUGUGCCCCAUGGCCGCCUUGAUCUGUGGAUGGCGGAGUCAUUGCCUGCCCCCUUCUCUGCCCUACAGAAAAAGAGCAAAGACCACUUUGGCUUGGAGGGGGACGAGGAAUCGACCAUGCUGGAGGAGUCCGUCUCCCCAAAAAAGUAAGUCUGGAGGGAGAGGGGGACGGGGGGGGGGCUGCCGCUGCCCAGAGUGGGGGUGCUUCUUCUCUCCUCCCUCCCUCUGCUUGCCUCGCAGGUCCACCGUCCUCCAGCAGCAGUUCAACCAGGUCAACAAGGCUGAGACGGGCUCCCUGGCCCUGCCGGGCAUCAUCCGCUUGGGCGCCGGCGGGCCAGAGAACUUCAAGAUGGGCACCAUGCCCCAGGCCCAGCAGCAGAUCACCAGCGGGCAGAUGCACCGUGGGCACAUGCCCCCCCUGGUAAGGAGCCCUUCGCUCUCCCCUCCGCUCCCAUGCACAUCAUCCAUGGUUGGGGUGGGAGGGAGAAGAAGCACAAAGAGCAUUGAGUGGCCGUCCCUCUGGGAUGCUUUAAUUCCUGCCUUGCAGGGGGUUGGGCUAGAUGACCGCAAGGGGUCCUGUCUACCUCUACACAUCAAUGAUUCACAGAGUCCUCUUCCCUUUGGGCCUGUUUGCACCCGUGGCUGCUGCUGGGAAGUGGUCAGGGCCAGAUUUACGUAUAAGCUAAACAAGCUAUAGCUUAGGGCCCCACUCUCUUGGGGCCCCCCAAAAAAUUAAAGAAAAAAACCUGGAUGUCCAUUUCCAAAAUAUAAGAUAAAAAACAAAUGAAAUAAAACCUACAUACCAGGUUUUGUGUUGUGUAGGCUCCUAUGAUGUAAAUCAUGGGCCCCACCUGCUAGCCUGCUCCCUCAAAUAUCCCUGCUUUGCUCCUUUCUAUAUAUAGUAGGCCUACAUUCUGAUAUUUAUAAUUAUUCGUAGUUUGCAUCAUAUAUUUACACCUAUUAUUUUUUCAUAUUAUAGCAAGUUCCUAGAGACUAGAUUAUGAGUCUUUGUAAAUUGUGUUUCUAAAGGACCUUUUGUUAUUGCCAAAUGCCAAUGUGUUUGCAUUAUUAAGUUUGUUAUGAUUAAAAAAAUCAUUUUAAGUUAGAGCUUAAUAACUAUUUCACUAUUAAUAUACUUCUUUUUAAUUCUAUUUCGCAAUUAAUGUACAUCUUUUAAUUGUACUUCGGUUCAACAAUUACUUGGAUAAAACACAUAUACUGUUAUGUGCAAAUGGCUUGAGAUACCUAUUAGGUCCAUAAAUGACCAUAUAGCAUAUAUUCAACACAAAAACCAGCGACAAUUUGUUGUUGACAAAGGACAGCUGGACAUAGAAAGGGGCCUGUUACCUUCAGGAGCUGAGGGCCCUGGGAGUGGUGCUUAUGUAGCCCCACCCACAUGGCAGCCCACGGGUGCCCCUCCCCACCCAGGCCUCUCUGCUUGCCCCCCUCCUUUCAGGGGCCCUUGGGCUCCAGGAGAGGGCCAGGCUGUGCCCCCUUCUUCUUCUUCUCCUUCUCCUCCUUGCAGACCUCGGCCCAGCAGGCCUUGACGGGCACCAUCCUCUCCAGCAUGCAGGCGGUCCAUGCUGCCCAGUCCAACCUGGAGGACUUUGACACGCUGCCCCCCAUGGGGCAGGACGCGGUGAGUGGGGCCGGCCAAGGGAAGGGGCCCUUGGGGGCGACUGGGCACCCUCCAGGGGGGAGCCUCCCCUGUGGAGUCCUGGAAUAACGGCCCCCUUUUCUUCCCCCCCCCCCCCAGGCCUCCAAAGCCUGGCGCAAGAACAAGAUGGAUGAGUCGAAGCACGAGAUCCACUCCCAGGUGGACGCCAUCACGGCUGGCACGGCUUCCGUGGUCAACCUGACGGCGGGCGACCCGGCCGAGACGGACUACACAGCCGUGGGCUGCGCCGUCACCACCAUCUCCUCCAACCUGACGGAGAUGUCCAAGGGGGUCAAGCUGCUGGCCGCCCUCAUGGAGGACGAGGGAGGCAACGGCAGGCAGCUCCUGCAGGCGGCCAAGAACCUGGCAGGGGCCGUCUCAGAGCUGCUGAAGACCGCACAGCCCUCCAGCGCAGAGGUGAGCCUGGCCGCUUGGGUCCAAGGAAAAGCUCCCCUUCCGUGCAAUUCCCGCCUUGCGGGGCUUGGAUUAGGCAACCCUUUGGGUCCCCUCCCACUCUGCAGGCCUGUGAUUUUAUACUUGAAUCACGCAAUCUCAUUUUUUAAAAAAAAGAUCAAAGUGGUUUCAAAACAUACCGUAUUUUUCCGUGUAUAAGAUGAGGUUAUUUUAUUUUAAAAUUAUGCUUAAAAUUUAGGGUCGUCUUAUACACAGAGAGUGGAGAGGUGGGACGGACAAUUGGUGGCUGCCAUGAGCAGUAGAUUGUCAGCGGCGUUUUUGCGGGGGGUAGGUGGUUGCGGCAAGGUCUGCUGGCUGUUGGCUGCUGGGGCAAGUGUGCGGGCGAUUGGCACUUGCUUUCGGCAAGCAUGCAUACGAUUGAUGGCUUCAUUGAUAUGUGUGCAAUUGGCAGUGGCAGUCCUGCAGGUGAGCAAAUUUCAGCAAAUCCCCCCCCCCCCAAAAAAAGGUCAUCAAGUCUGGGCAAUCUCCCCCCAUUUUCUCAAUUUGGAGUCCCAAAAAAGAGGGGGCGUCUUAUGCACGGUGGCGUGUUAUACACGAAAAAAUACGGUUUGUUGUUGUUUAGUUGUUUAGUCGUUUAGUCGUGUCCGACUCUUUGUGACUCCAUAUAUGCACAUUAAAAUCACAGCAACAUCUAAAACCACAGCUCAGUUAACUUCUACCGAAAACAUUUUUUGCAAAUGUCUUCAGAAGCCUGGCAGCGCCGAAAGGUUCUCAGCCAACAUGUCAUGGUUAAUGUGUUGAGAGGCCGCCUUGACCCUCCUACACCCAGGAGAGCCCUGCCCUCUGCAGGGGGUUGGACUAGAUGACCCUGGGGUCCCUUCCAACUCUAUGAGGCUGUGAUUCUCCAUCGAGCCUCCAUGGACCCCAGAAACCUCCACAUUAACUCUGAGCAGAGCCUUCCGUGUGGCUGCCCCUAUUCUGAGGGACAGCGUUCCUCUAGAGAUGCGACAGGCACCCAACUCUGCCCACUUUCUGUGACAGCCAUUCCCAGCUGGACAAAGGGGACUUUACCACGAGGGUCUGCCUGUUCAGGUUUAGGUCUUGUGGGUUGCCUUCAGGGGCCGCCCCUAACCUCCAGCCCUUUCCUCCUCCAGCCGCGGCAGAACCUUUUGCAAGCUGCAGGCGCCGUGGGGCAGACGAGUGGGGAACUGCUGCAGCAGAUUGGGGAGAGUGACGCUGACCCCCAUUUCCAGGUGAGUGGCAAGCGGGAGUCCUCUGGGGCACACCUGGCGGGGGACAGCCUGGCGCAGGCCACCUGCCCUCUGGCACAGGAUGGGCAGGGGGGUGGCGCUUGGGCCCAGUAACCUCUCUUGUCUUGUGGAUUCGUGUGCAGAUGGUGGAGAGCCGGCGCCCUCGGACCCUGUCCGCCCCUGACCCCAAGACGGUAAAGGGCCUGAGCCCAGCAGGGGCUGUGCUCUCUGGGGCAGAGCCCUCCUCCGCGCUGCUGCCAAUCAGUGAGGCUCGCUGGCCAAGGGGCUUGGGGCAAGCUCUUGCUCUCGCUGGCUCAUGCUCGGCUCCCCCUGUUGCAGGAGCCUCGGCCUCUCCAGUUGGUGGGAUGGCUCUGACCCACAAGCCAGGAAGCCCCCAAGAUCACCGGCCAGAGGGUCCGCGUAGGCCCAGAUUUGGCAGGACCCCCAGGAGGCUGCCUGUGGGACUCUCCGCCACAUGGCAUGGUAGCAAAGUCAGCAGGGACCUCUGUUGGAAGAGCAGCUGGCGCUGCCUGUUCCCUGCACAGAUGCCAGGGAACCCUGCCAGCCUCUCGGCGCUGGGCCUGCAUCAGGGCAGGCGGCCUGGAGGCUCCUUCUGCCCCCAGCGCCCCAUGUGGGGUCUUGGCUGCUUUGGCAGCAGGGGAAUCCGAGCAUUUUCUCUUCCCCCCUCCCGGUCCUUGCGGUGGGGGGCUGUGGGCGCUUCCUCUUGGUGACGGGUUUGGUGCGCGGUGCUCUCUGCGCCUGUGAUUGAGGCCAGAGAGGGUGUGGUUGGGGGGGUGUCUGGGGGGGGCUGAGUGCCGCAGGAGCACGGAGGGGUGAGGUUUGUGCUGGCAGAGGCGGAAGAAGGAUGAUCUCACCUGCGCCAGGAGAGCCUGGAAGGGCCCUCCUUGCCCAGCUCGGGUUUCCCUGCUGAAUGUUUCAUGAGCGCAACCAGCCAAUGCCCCCUCUUCCUCCCCCCCCCCCGACAGGACAUGCUGAUGCAGCUGGCGAAGGCCGUGGCCAGUGCCGCUGCCGCCUUGGUACUGAAAGCCAAGAACGUGGCCCAGAAGACGGAGGACUCGGUGCUGCAGACACAGGUCAUUGCUGCUGCCACGCAGUGCGCCCUCUCCACCUCCCAGCUGGUGGCUUGCACCAAGGUGAGUGGCAGGCCCUGAGCACCCACCCCUGGCACCCUGGCCCCGCUCAGGGUCUGGGGCAGCAGCUGGCCUUGGUUGUUCCUCUUCCAGGAAACACCUGCCUCGGUGGAGGGGCACUGUUUGGGCUUCCGUUUGGAGAAGGCCCUCAUUUGAGGAGCGUAAGCCAGCCCCUGCCAUCUCCCCAAAGGGUGCUUUCUCAGCCCUGUGGGAAGUGGGGCUGGGGCAGGCUGGGCCACUGCUCUGACCGCCCUGUGCCUUGUCCAUUCCUCCUCCUCCUUGGCAGGUGGUGGCGCCCACCAUCAGCUCGCCCGUCUGCCAGGAGCAGCUGGUGGAAGCUGGCAAGCUGGUGGCCAAGUCGGUGGAGAGCUGUGUGGACGCGUCGCAGGCGGCCACGGGCGACGAGCAGCUGCUGAAGCAGGUGGGGGUGGCGGCCACGGCCGUGACACAAGCCCUUAACGACCUGCUGGAGCACAUCAAGCAGCAUGCCACGGGCGGGCAGCCCAUCGGCCGCUACGACCAGGCCACCGACACCAUCCUCAACGUCACGGAGAACAUCUUCAGCUCCAUGGGGGAUGCGGGUGAGCGGGCCUUGGGGGGAGGGACCCCUUGGGGCCCAUCCACGGAGGCUGGGGGGGGGCUGGCCACGUGGGCGGGAGGGAUGGCUGAGGGCGUCUCAGGGUCCGUCUGUGGGGCUGGCCCUCACCUCUCUCCUCCUCCUCCUCCCCAGGGGAAAUGGUGCGUCAGGCCCGCAUCCUGGCUCAAGCCACCUCCGACCUGGUGAACGCCAUCAAGGCCGAUGCCGAAGGGGAGACGGACCUGGAGAACUCGCGCAAACUGCUGAGUGCGGCCAAGAUCCUGGCGGACGCCACGGCCAAGAUGGUGGAGGCAGCCAAGGUGUGGCGUCGGUGGAGGGGCUGGGCAGAUGCCUGGCAGGGGAGCGAGGUGGAGGGGUCAGGCGCAGGCCUACCUGUGGGACCUCUGCCCUUGUGCCCCUCCAGCCCUGCCUCCUCUUCCCAGGGGCCAGCCAGCGGCAGGGCCUGAGGGCGGCAGCAGUGACGCUCCCCGCCUGGAGUUCCCAGCAACAGGGUCAAAGAAUUGUAGAGGAGGGAGGGGCCCCAAGCGUCAUCUAGACCACCCUCUGGCAACUCAGGAACCACGACUUCAUGUCCUGCUUCUGGCAGUGGAAGGAGGGUGCUGGCGCUGUGGCCAGGGAGAGCCUCCCCAACCCUGGAUUGGUUCCCCUUCCUUGGGAAGCAACAACUGAGUGCCACGUUUGUGCCCACAAUGAUGCCCUCCUGGCCACAUCCCAUUUCAGGGAGGGGGUUGUCCACUUCCCCCGGGUGAUGCCCUCUCAACCUGUCCUCAUGCCCUCUGGUGCCAGCCACAUACGUUCCCCUUGCCAGUGCCCCCCGGGCUCCUGGUGGGAGCCUCACUGGCACCACCCGCUCAGACUCCCUGCUCCUGGUCCCUGUGAGGUGGUGGUGGGUGGCCUGGCGGGGGCCAUUCUGACCAGUCUCCCCCUCCUGCUCCCUGCCCACCAGGGGGCUGCAGCCCACCCAGACAGUGAGGAGCAGCAGCAGCGCCUGCGGGAGGCGGCUGAGGGCCUGCGCAUGGCCACCAACGCAGCCGCCCAGAACGCCAUCAAGAAGAAGCUGGUGCACCGGCUGGAGGUGAGUGCUGCAAGUGGCGUGUGUGUGCCCAUGCCAGUCGCUUGCCACAGCCUGGCCGGCUGGGCAGAGCAGGGGGCCUUCCUGGCCUCACCCCGUCCCCCACUUUCUCUCUCCCCAGCAUGCAGCCAAGCAAGCAGCCGCCGCCGCCACCCAAACCAUCGCAGCCGCCCAGCAUGCAGCCACCACCAACAAGAACCCGGCUGCCCACCAGCAGCUGGUGCAGAGCUGCAAGGUGAGAGGGAGGGAGGGAGGGAGGGAAGAGAGUGCUGAGCUUGCCCUCCCCGCCCCCUGGCCUCAGUGUGGGUUUCUGGCUGGGGGGGGGGGGGCGGUGAGAGGCCAUCCCAACCUCUCCUUAUUGUUGCUGUUGCGGCCAUUGCUAUUAAUUAAAUUUCUAUACCACUCUUCAUCCAAAGAUCACAGGUCAGGUUACGGCACAAAAACACACAAUGCAUAACACAAUAAUUUUAAUAACAAUACUGAUAGCGAUAUAACUAACCAUAACAUACAUUCAUUCAUUUGACAGGGGCGGCUGCUGCCAAGUAAAUAAAUAAAGGCAGCCACGUUUAGGGAAGUUUUUAGUGUCUGAUGUUUUAUUGAUUUGUUGUUGUUGUUGUUAAUAUUCUGUUGGGAGCCGCCCAGAGUGGUUGGGGAAACCCAGCCAGAUGAGUGGGGUAUAAAUAAUUUAUUGUUGUUGUUGUUGUUAUUGUUAUUAAUGAAUGGCUGCUAUGACAUUGAUCAGAAACACCGGCCACAAGUACUUCCUACUGUGGGCGCCUCUUGCUUCCUUUGGGUGUUGGUGGGCUCACCCCCUGAGCCCCAGAGACUCUCCUGGCCCCUCUGGGGCAAGAAGGACCAAGAUGGGUUUCUGAUGGAGGCCCCCCAACUGUCUCUUUCUCCCGCCCUCCUCCAGGUGGUGGCGGAUCAGAUCCCCAUGCUGGUCCAGGGCGUCCGGGGGAGCCAGUCGCAGCCCGACAGCCCCAGCGCCCAGCUGGCUCUCAUUGCUGCCAGCCAGAACUUCCUGCAGGUGAGGGGAUGGGCAGCAGAGGGCGCCCACAGGGCAAGGGGGCAGGUUGCGUGGGCACCCCAGGGGGGGGGCUCCUCAGGAUUGGGGGCUCCUCGUGGUCACCACUCUCCUUUCCCUCCCCCGGCUGCAGCCCGGCGGGAAGAUGGUGGCCGCAGCCAAGGCCACAGUGCCCACCAUCUCGGACCAGGCCUCCGCCAUGCAGCUCAGCCAGUGCGCCAAGAACCUGGCAGCCGCCUUGGCUGAACUUCGCACGGCCGCACAGAAGGUAAGGAGGAGCCGCCGUCAAGCCCCCCGCCCUCUGCACAGCCGUGGUGGCUGCUGCUGCUGCUUCUUCCUCUUGCCUCUUGUGGCCAUUGGUUCUCUGUGGGGUGAAGGGGAGCUCCCUCCCCACGGAGUCUUCUGCCAGUCUUCUGUGGAGGAAGCCAUGCUGAGGCCCUCAGUGCGGGAUGGUGGCAGGGGCUGGGGCUGACAUGUAGCGCCCCCUGGGGAUGACACCCUCCUGUUCCACGGCAGGCACAAGAGGCCUGCGGCCCCCUGGAGAUCGACUCGGCCCUCAGCUUGGUACAGAGCCUGGAGAGGGACUUGCAGGAAGCCAAGACGGCAGCCAGAGAGGGCAAGCUGAAACCUCUUCCGGGAGAGACGGUGAGCAGAGGAGGGCGUGGGGGUCAGAAGGCGUGGGGUGGGCACAGCAGGCACAAGGGGGAGGUGGGGGCACGGGGGCCUGUUGACUCUCUGUGUCCUGCAGAUGGAGAAGAGCGCCCAGGACCUGGGGAACAGCACCAAGGCCGUCAGCUCCGCCAUCGCCCAGCUGCUGGGAGAGGUUGCCCAGGGCAACGAAAACUACACAGGUACUCCUCCGUGCCCCCCAAGCCCCCUCCCCACCAGCAGCCUCCCUUGCUCCUCCCCCCAGCUGUGGCAGGCUCCCCCCUUGCUAUGCCUAGUUCAGGAGACAUCCCUCUGUUCCUCCUGGGUCUGGAUUGGACCCAUCCUCCUCCUCCUCUUCCUCCUCACCCCCUCUUGGGGAGGGAGGGUCCUUGCCUGGGGGGCUGACGCUGCCCUCUCCCCCUCCCUCCCUCCCCCAGGGAUUGCUGCCCGCGAUGUGGCCCAUGCGCUGCGCUCCCUGAGCCAAGCUGCCCGCGGGGUGGCUGCCAACUCGGAGGAGCCGCAGGUCCAGGCCGCCAUGCUGGAGUGCGCGGGCGACGUCAUGGACAAGGCUGGCAACCUGAUAGAGGAGGCCCGCAAGGCCGUGGCCAAGCCGGGAGACCCCGAGAGCCAGCAGCGCCUGGCGCAGGUGAGCCUCGGCCUGGCGUGGGGGCCGUGGGUGGGGUGGGGGGUUGUGGCCCUCCUCACUGAGCCGCUCUGCCCUCUCCUGGCAGGUGGCCAAGGCCGUUUCUCAGGCUCUCAACCGCUGCGUCAACUGCCUUCCUGGCCAACGGGAUGUGGACGCCGCCAUUCGCACGGUGGGCGAGGCCAGCAAGAGGCUCCUGGCUGACUCGGUGAGCCCCUUCCCUUCUCUCUCUGGCUUGGCGGGAGGCGGGGAGGGCAUCCCCUCUGGGGGGUCUGGGCCCUCGAGGAGGCCUGUCUCCUGGCCCCUCAGCACUGGGACCAGUUUAGCAAACUGAGGGGCCCUUGUACAACCCAAGGCAGCGUGUCUGCCCACCCUCCUCUGGGCUGCAGUUAUCCCUCCCCUUUGAAAAUGGCCCCGGCACAACACACCCCGAGAGUCGCACCCUGUCUCGCUCGUGGCUCUAGGGCUGUCCCAUUGACUACCUCUGCAUUAUAAUAAUGAUUUAUUAUUUAUACCCUGCCCAUCUGGCUGGGUUUCCCCAGCAUUAGUGAUCCUGCAGAGCAAAACCCCAUCAGUUACUUAAAGCAUUUCUGUCCUGCUCCUUGUUGUCAAAGCCAUUCUGAGGCAGGAUACAAAUUGUAGAGUCAGAAGGGUCACCCAGGGCUCAUCUAGUCCAGCCUCCUGCAGUGCAGGAAUUACAGCUAGAGAAUCCCCGACAGGCAACCAUGGGAUUUCUGCUUUAAAACCUCCAACGAGGGAAAAUCUGGCCCCUUCUUCCCAGUCGUCCGUCCUGCUGUCCCAUGGAUACAAGAAAACAUUAAUUCACGUCCAUGAAAGGAGCGGUACAAAUAUCAGCACAGAGAGCAGCAGAUCCAUCCCAGCCAAGUAAUACCUGGGCAGGUGGACCUGACUCUUGCUUUUAUCCCUGGUCCAAGGGAAGCCCAGGGCUUGUAUCUGAAGACGGAAGAGGUGCUGCUGUAAUUUAUUCUGGCCAAUAGGCAGUGUCUCUUUGCAUGUCAAGGGAGCGGGGGGGAUAGCCCUGUUGUGAGUCCCGUGCCUGAAGCUGCCUCUCGUUCCCCCCCGCCCUUAAGUUCCCCCCCAGUGGCAAAAACUUCCAGGAGGCCCAGAGUCACCUGAACCAGGCAGCUGCUGGCCUCAACCAGUCGGCCACGGAGCUGGUGCAGGCGUCUCGCGGGACCCCCCAGGACCUGGCCAAGGCCUCCGGCAAGUUCGGCCAAGACUUCAACGAGUUCCUGCAGGCCGGUGUGGAGAUGGCCGGCCAGUCGCCGGUAAGAGACCCCCUCGCGGAGGGAGGGCUGUACGCAGGGGGGCAAAUUGAACCUGUGUGUGUGUGUGUGCACGCAGUGGGGUUAGAGAGGGACUCGGGUGGGCAGUGCCAGGGGACCAUCUUCCCCGGAGGGACGGGCUCUGGAAGAAGGGCAGGCUGCUCAGUCAGGGCUCUGCCAAAAUGUCCAUUUGCCUGGAGGGCAAGGUGGGGAGUCUCACUCUGCUCCUCCAUUCAGGCUCAGCACCUGGCUGGAUUGGGCCUGGGAGCCCUGACAGCUCCCUAGUAAAACAGCAGAUUGGCUUUAUGUGGCUUUUCAACCGUAGUAACGAAAGCAGGUGCAGGUGCUGACUGGAGUGCCCCUCGUCCCAAGGAACGAGUUGAUGCCAAGCUGGUUGGCUGGCAGUGGGGCUGUUGGGUGAAUGCAAGGCCCCCUGGCCUGGGGCGGACGGCCGAGUGACCCCUCCUUCUGCCUCCCUCCCUCCCUUUCUCCCCGCAGUCCAGGGAAGCCCAGGCCCAGGUGGUCUCCAACCUGAAGAGCAUCUCCAUGUCGUCCAGCAAGCUCCUCCUGGCCGCCAAGGCCCUCUCCGCUGACCCUGCGGCCCCCAACCUCAAGAACCAGCUGGCAGCCGCUGCCAGGUAGGGGCUCCCUCCUGCAGGGGGGCGAGGGAGGGGGAUGAGAGUAGGGAAGACUGCUUUGUGUUGUCUCUUGGCUGUGGAAGCUCCUUCCCGGAGUGGCUGGCUGGCCAUGGCUGGGGGGGGGCACAGGGGGGGCUCAUGGGCUGCCUCUGUCCUUGCAGGGCCGUGACGGACAGCAUCAACCAGCUGAUCACCAUGUGCACCCAGCAAGCGCCCGGCCAGAAGGAGUGCGACAACGCCCUGCGGGAGCUGGAGGUAGCCUUCUGUGCAGCGAAGGGGGGUGGGGGCCGCUGUCGGGGGACCACAGCCUGCCAGGCGGGAGGGGAGUCUCCAGGAGGGGCCUGCAGUGGUGGUGGGGGAGCCCUGAGCUGCCUUUCCCCCUCCCCAGACGGUGCGAGAGCUGCUGGAGAAUCCCACGCAGGCCGUCAACGACAUGUCGUACUUCAACUGUCUGGACAGUGUCAUGGAGAACUCCAAGGUGAGUAGGGGGGCUCUCUCUUUUGGGGGGUGGGCAGGGGCUGCUUUCUGUGACCCCAGCCCUGGGAGGCUCCUUGGGGCUCUGCUUCCCCUCCCAGGCCUGGCACCCACCCUCUCCCUCCUUAUUUCUGCAGGUCCUGGGGGAAGCCAUGGCCGGCAUCUCCCAGAAUGCCAAGAACAGCAAGCUGCCCGAGUUUGGCGACUCCAUCAGCACCGCCUCCAAGGCCCUCUGCGGCUUCACGGAAGCGGCUGCCCAGGUAGGGAGGCCACGGGAAAGGAGGGGGUGGGGGCUCUCCUUUUGGGGUGCAGGGAGAGCGUCUGGCUGCUCCGUUGCUCACCCCCCCCCCACCUCUUACGUCUCUUCCUUCUGCUCCCAGGCUGCCUACCUGGUUGGCGUCUCGGACCCCAAUAGCCAGGCAGGACAGCAAGGCUUGGUGGAGCCCACCCAGUUUGCAAGAGCCAACCAAGCCAUCCAGAUGGCCUGCCAGAACCUGAUUGACCCGGCUUGCACCCAGUCCCAGGUGAGCCCUUGGGUGGCGCAUCGCCCAGGCUGUGCAAGGGAGCCAUGGGGUGGGGUGGGGGAGCACAGCCAGAGCCCCUUGUGAGGCAUGUGUGUGUGUUGCUGGUUUAGUCCUUUGUCAAGUCCCGCAAGGGGCCAGGAUGGAAGCCAGCUGCAUAUGUUGACGGUGCCGUAAGAAGGGGGCACCUCGGACUGGGAGGUUGGAGACCUGCUGUGGUGGCGAGGCUUCAGCCGGGGUCCAAAAGUGGGGAAGGAAGGAAGGGUUUUCCUGUGCCCUGUGCCACGAGUCUCCACAUGCCCAUCUCCAGGGGCCAGGCAGGAGGACUUGCAGGCCCCCCACCUCCCUGGCUGCCGUCCGCCUGCCGUGGCCUAACGUGGAGGACCCUCCGCUGCCUCCCGCAGGUCCUCUCAGCCGCCACCAUCGUGGCCAAGCACACCUCUGCCCUCUGCAACACCUGCCGGCUGGCCUCAUCUCGCACCGCCAACCCAGUGGCCAAGCGCCAGUUUGUCCAGUCUGCCAAGGAGGUGGCCAACAGCACCGCCAACCUGGUCAAGACCAUCAAGGUACUUGAUUGACAGGUGUCGGGGCACGUGGGUGGGAUGACACUGUGAUGAGCCUGGGAAGGGGGAAGCCCUCCUUUCUCUCUCUCUUUCUCUGUUCCCCUCUAAAUCUUUUUCUCUUUUCUCCCUCUCUUUCUCUCCCUCUUUCUUUUGUGUUUUCUCUCCCCCACCCCACCCCAUCUCUUUCUCUUUCUCAAGCUCUCUCUCCCCCCCUUUUUUCUCUGGUCAAGGGCAAGCAUUGGUGAGGCAGCCCCUCCCUGGCCUUGCUCUGCCACCACCAGCUCCCAAGGGAAAGCUCCCCCUGUUUCCCCACGCCAGUCUCUGGGGUUCAGCCCGUGAAGCGGCGUGGGGAGCCGGUCUUGAGCCAGGAGCCGGAGCUCUGAAAGGGGGCUUAGGGGCUGUGAUACAGAGUGGAAAGGGGUCCUUCGUCCUUCACACGAGGACUAGUGAUUAGAGAUUAGAUCAUUACCUUCAUGAACACAAAAAUGAAGGAGAAAAGCCUCAGAGCCAGGCUGGACAAUUUGCUGGUGCAGCCGCUGGACGUCAAAGGAGACUCAUUUCUGUCGCUGCGCCAGUAGAUUUGCCUGCCAGGAACGGAGCUGCUGGCUGAGCAAUCCCAGAAGUAUUUGGCAUCUGACAAAAAGCAGAUUCAGGGGAGGGGUGGCGCUGGCUGGAGCUGAAGGAUUCGACCCAAAGGGCCUGGUCCUUCUCAUGGGGAGCUCAGGGGAUCGUGUCCCUGGAGGAGCUGCUGGAGUGGGGAGUCCACCUUGGCAGCCCCACGUCCUCUUGGGCCGUGGGCUUAAUCUGUGGGGAGGAAGCCCAAAGGCCAGUGCUGCCCGUCCCUCUGUCCUUCCCUGCAGGCUCUGGACGGCGCUUUCACCCCAGAGAACCGGGAGCGCUGCCGCGAGGCCACUUCCCCCCUCAUUGAGGCUGUGGACAACCUGACCGCCUUUGCCUCCAACCCAGAGUUUGCUACCGUUCCUGCUCAGAUCAGCCCAGAGGUAAGUCGGGGGGCAGGACCCAGUCAGGGCCUGGUGGGGAGAUAUUUCCUCUGCUGCCAAGGGCAGCAUCCUUUUCGGGGGAGCAGGGAGUUAGACUUGGUGGGGGGCUUCUCAGAGCCCCAGCUGUGCCCCCACUUGCUCACCAGCUUCCCCUUGACCACCUGGCGCUCCCCCCACCCCUGCAGGGGCGCAGAGCCAUGGAGCCCAUCAUCUCCUCUGCCAAGACCAUGCUGGAGAGCUCCGCCGGCCUCAUCCAGACAGCUCGCUCUCUGGCCGUCAACCCAAAGGACCCACCCAAGUGGUCAGUGCUGGCCGGACACUCGCGGACCGUCUCCGAUUCCAUCAAGAAGCUCAUCACCAACAUGAGGUGAGAACCACAGCUGCCGGGUGGGGGUGCCGGGUGCCCGCCAUGCCUUCCCGCGCUGCCAGGGCUGUGCCAGGGGGAGGGUGUUGGCCACUCUGGGUGUUUGGUGGGUUCAGCCACGCUGAUGGUCUGCCCUCCUCCUGGCAGAGACAAGGCUCCUGGCCAGCGGGAAUGCGACGAGGCCAUUGAGCUGCUGACCAAGUGCAUUCGGGACGUGGACCAGGCGUCCUUGGCCGCCAUCAGCCAGCAGUUGGCACCUCGCGAGGGCAUUUCUCAGGAGGUGAGUGAGCGAGUAAUAAUAAUUUAUUAUUGAUACCCCGCCCAUCUGGCUGCGUUUCCCCACUCUGGGCAGCUUCCAACAAAAUAUUAAAAAUACAUUAAAACAUCAGUCAUUAAAAACUUUCCUAAACAGGGCUGACAUCAGAUGUCAUCUGAUGGGAGGGCAUUCCACAGGGCGGGUUUCAUUACCAAGAAGGCCCUCUGCCUGGUUCCCUGUAAUCUCGCUUCUCGCAAGGAGAGAACCACCAGAAGGCCCUCGGAGCUGGACCUCAGUGUCCGGGCAGAACGAUGGGGGUGGAGACGCUCCUUCAGGUAUACUGGGCCGAGGUCGUUUAGGGCUUUAAAGUUCAGCACCAACACUUUGAAUUGUGCUCAGAAACGUACUGGGAGCCAAUGUAGGUCUUUCAAGGCCGAUGUUAUGUGGUCCCGGUGGCUGCUCCCAGUCACCAGUCUAGCUGCCGCAUUCUGGAUUAACUGCAGUUUCCGGGUCACGUUCAAAGGUAGCCCCACGUAGGUCGCAUUGCAGUAGUCCAAGCAGGAGAUAACCAGAGCAUGCACCACUCUGGGCAGACUGCGGGCACGUGGGGUCUCAGCCUGCGUACCAGCUACCAUGGAGCUGGUAGCUGUCCAGGACACAGAAUUGACCUCCAUGGACAGCUGUGAGUCCAAAAUAACUCUCAGGUGGCGCACCUGGUCCUUCAGGUGCACAGUUGCCCCAUUCAGGACCAGGGAGUCCCCCACAUCUGCCCGCCUCCUGUCACCCAAAAACAGUACUUCUGUCUUGUCAGGAUUCAACCUCAAUCCAUUAGCCGCCAUCCAGGAUGCCAGUGGUGGGCAGGAGACCAGUCAUUGGAAUAGGAAACAUCCUUUCACUGGUGAAAAACAGGCCCACAGCCCACAUGGGACAAAUCCUGCCCAGUCCCUUUGCUGUGCCUGCAACACCUUCCCAGUCAGGAGCUGCCCCUGUGGGCCAGGGGGAUUGCUGGGCUCUAGUGUUUGUGGGGAGGGGGAACCUGUGGGGCUCUGACUCUGAACAGCUGGGUCUUCCCCACUCAUGGCAUCAGGCUUCGUGCCCCCUUCCCCAAAUGGGCCUGCCAGGAACUCUCCCUCCCUCCCUUCUCCCUCGCAGGCCUUGCACAACCAGAUGCUCACGGCCGUCCAGGAGAUCAACAACCUCAUUGAGCCGGUGGCUGGGGCAGCUCGAGCCGAGGCCUCCCAGCUGGGGCACAAGGUAAGAAGAUGGGGGGCUGGUGGGGGGCAGGGAUGGGGGGGUGCUGGAAGAAGGCAGAGCCAAGGGCUGCCUAACGAGAGUUGCUGGUGGGGAAGGGCCAGAGCAGCUGCUGGGCAGGCAGAAGGUUCCUGCUUCCAUCCCCACUGGCAGCCCACCUGCCUGAAUCCCUGCAGAGCCACUGCUGCCAGCCUGUGCAGGAAGCCCUGUGCCAGGGGGGCCAGUGGCCUGGCUUGGGCUCUUCCUGUGAGGGAUGAUGGCAUAUUGGGAGUGAGGAAGAAUACCAGCAAGCAAAGGGGAGGCUUUGGACCUCUGGUGCCAGAGAGGGGACUUCUGUGGGCCUGGGAUUCUGGAAGGAGCUGCGGGCGGGAGAGCGAAGGCCAGUCCAGCUGCCCUGGCAUUGAGGGCGAGGCCUUAGGUGUGGCCAGAGAUCUCUUCUCCAGGGUCCCUGGCGUACCUGAGGCUUUGCCUUCAAUGCCAUGGCAACCAGGCUGAUGAGCAAAGCAGCAAACUCAGUCCAGAAGGGGUGCUUGGCCCCUGGCACUCACUGGGGAGAUCUCCUGCCCUCCUGUGGCACAGAGUGGCAUGCCAGGGGUUCUCCUGGCAGACUCUUCAGGCUGCUGAAGGGAAGUGCCAGAGCAGCCCCUUUGCCUCUCCUUCCUCCUCCUCUGCCUCCCUCCUUACGGUUCUCCUCUUCUGCUGAGGUUUUGCUCAUUGUGACUGAAUCACACAGCAAAAGCCGUUGAGGGGUGUCCUCUCUCAGACGUGGCCCUCUUCUGCACCCAGGGUGCCUGAGGCAGGAGCUGCAGGAGGGCUGGCCUCCCUGGCGCUGUGUGCCCCCUGCCAGGGAGACGGGGAUUCCCCCCGUUCACCUGCCCCUUCUCUCCCUCCAGGUCUCUCAGCUGGCUCAGUACUUUCAGCCGCUGGUUCUGGCGGCCGUGGGGGCUGCCUCCAAGACCCUCAACAGCCAGCAGCAGAUGAACCUCCUGGACCAGACGAAGACGCUGGCAGAGUCAGCCCUGCAGAUGCUCUACACGGCCAAGGAGGCCGGAGGGAACCCCAAGGUGCCAGCCAGUGUGGUGUAGUGGCUCAGAGCGGUAGUCUCCUAAUCUGGGGAACCGGGUUCGCGUCUCCGCUCCUCCACCUGCAGCUGCUGGGUGACCUUGGGCCAGUCACACUUCUCUGAAGUCUCUCAGCCCCACUCACCUCACAGAGUGUUUGUUGUGGGGGAGGAAGGGGAAGGAGAAUGUGAGCCGCUUUGAGACUCCUGAAGGGGAGUGAAAGGCGGGAUAUCAAAUCCAAACUCCUCCUCUUCUUCUUCUUCUGGGGCAGGGAGAGGGAGGCUGGCUCUGCCGUUCCCAGAGGGGCCUGCCGGGCAGGUGGGGAGCGCCACACCAGUGUCGCUCAGAUGGGAAUGAUGAGCAGCGAGGCGCUUCUGAGCGAGCAGGUGAUGCAUCGCCUUCUCCCCCCACAGCAAGCAGCCCACACGCAGGAAGCCCUCGAGGAGUCUGCGCAGAUGAUGAAGGAGGCCGUGGAGGACCUGACGGCCACCCUGAACGAGGCGGCCAGCGCGGCAGGCGUGGUUGGCGGCAUGGUGGACUCCAUCACUCAAGCCAUCAACCAGGUGCGACUCCUUCCCCAGAGCGCAACCCCCCUUUGACUUUUAAUGGGCCCCCCCAAAGGGGAGGGGAGAAGGCAGGGAGGUCUGUUCCCCCCUCCUCGUCACACGCAGGACUGUUUCUUCGGCUGCAGUUUUCUGCUUCCCACAAAAAUGCUCUUUGUCCCACUCCACCGUAGCGGAAUUUUACAUAAUUGCCUAAUUACACUACAGUUGAAGAUUAGGGGGAAUGUUAUCAAUUGUGUAUCAUUUGCAGACUAAAAGAGUAGCAAAAGCAAAUCCUGAUUGUGUUUGCUGCAUUCACAUUAAGAUUUUUAUUUGAAGAUUUCGUAAUAUGGUAAGAUAUAGAAAACUAACGUAAAUAAAAGCAGAAAUGAAAACAGCUACCAGAACAAGAAAGAAAGAAACAGGAAGAAAGGAAAGAGAGAGAAAAAGGAAAGCAAAGGAAAAGAGAGAGAAAGCGGAAAGAUACAAUUAAAAAAGAUAAAAAGGACCUCCAAUUUUCCAUCCACCAGUUACAUAAAAAAUGUUAUUUAAGACAUUCUGUCCAUGAUAACAUCCAUCUUCUCCACUUUCUGUGCAGUAAUAUUUAUUCUGAGUCCACGUGUCUCAAAAUCAUUCAUUUCUUUUUCCCACGAAAAUCCAAGAGGGGUUUCCAAAUUAUUAUUAUUAUUAGUCAUUGUCAACUGUGUUUUUUCAUUCAUAUCUAUCUUUCCAUUUAUUAUUUUAUCUUUCCCUUUUCCUCCAAGCCCCCAGAUGAAAGGCAUUUCCAUUUCACCACCUGCUUUCUCCAGUCUUACCAACUUUUCAUCGAUUUUGUCUGAAAUCUAAUCUCCGGUUCCAUUUUUCAUUUCAUAUCUCUCUGAUUCUUUUUCUUUUCCCUUUUCAUGAAACAUCAAUCUGAUCAUUUCUAUUUUUUUUUAUAAGAUAUUUAUUAAGGUUUUUUGAAAUAUUAUAGUGAAAAUGAAAAAGAAAAAAGAAAAAUACAAAAUAAAAACAGUUAAAAACACACAUAUUUUCUAUUACUUAUUUUCCUUUAGCUUGUUUCCCGGACCUCCUCGUACCUCCCUUUUUUGUAUUCCACUUCAAUUUAUUGGUUCAGCAAAUCCUUACCAUUAGAUUUUAACCCAUUUAUAACCCUUUUUUCAUAUUCUCUUAGAACAUUACAGCUGGAAACCGCUUAAUUACUAUCCAGCAUCAUUCUAUCAUUCAUUAAUUUUACAACAUUUCUGUAAAUAGUCUUUAAAUUUCUUCCAAUCUUCUUCCACCGACUCUUCUCCCUGGUCUCGGAUUCUGCCAGUCAUUUCUGCCAAUUCCAUAUAGUCCAUCACCUUCAUCUGCCAUUCUUCCAAAGUGGGUAGAUCUUGUGUCUUCCAAUACUUUGCAAUGAGUAUUCUUGCUGCUGUUGUAGCAUACAUAAAAAUAGUUCUGUCCUUCUUUGGCACCAAUUGGCCGACAGUGCCCAGAAGAAAGGCCUCUGGUUUCUUCAAGAAGGUAUAUUUAAAUACCUUUUUCAGUUCAUUAUAUAUCAUUUCCCAGAAAGCCUUAAUCCUUGGGCACAUCCACCAAAGGUGAAAGAAUGUACCUUCAGUUUCUUUACAUUUCCAGCAUUUAUUGUUGGGCAAAUGAUAGAUUUUUGCAAGCUUGACUGGGGUCAUGUACCACCUGUAUAUCAUUUUCAUAAUAUUCUCUCUUAGGGCAUUACAUGCCGUAAACUUCAUACCUGUGGUCCAUAACUGUUCCCAGUCAGCAAACAUAAUAUUAUGUCCAACAUCUUGUGCCCAUUUAAUCAUAGCAGAUUUCACCGUUUCAUCCUGAGUAUUCCAUUUCAACAGCAAGUUAUACAUUCUUGACAAAUUCUUAGUUUUGGGUUCUAACAGUUCUGUUUCUAGUUUUGAUUUUUCCACCUGGAAGCCAAUUUUCUUAUCCAAAUUAUAUGCCUCCAUUAUCUGAUAAUAAUGAAGCCAAUCUCUCACUUUGUUUUUUAGUUUCUCGAAACUCUGCAAUUUCAAUUUGUCUCCUUCUUGUUCCAAAAUUUCCCAAUAUUUCGGCCAUUUGGCCUCCAUAUUGAGCCUUUUCAGAGCUUUCGCUUCCAUCGGUGACGACCACCUUGGGGUUUUAUUUUCCAAUAAAUCCUUGUAUCUUAUCCAAACAUUAAACAGUGCUUUCCUGACAAUAUGAUUUUUAAAUGCUUUAUGUGCUUUGACCUUAUCAUACCAUAAAUAUGCAUGCCAUCCAAAUACGUUGUUAAAACCUUCUAAAUCCAAAAUGUCUGUAUUUUCAAGAAGUAGCCAUUCUUUCAACCAGCAAAAAGCUGCUGAUUCAUAAUAAAGUUUAAAGUCUGGCAGGGCAAAUCCACCUCUUUCCUUUGCAUCAGUGAAUAUCUUAAAUUUUAUUCUGGGCUUCUUGCCCUGCCAGACAAAUCUAGAAAUAUCUCUCUGCCACUUCUUGAAACAGUCCAUCUUGUCCACAAUUUGCAAUGUCUGAAACAAAAACAACAUUCUAGGCAAUACAUUCAUUUUUAUCACAGCAAUACGACCCAACAGUGAAAGCUUCAAAUUUGACCAGAUUUCUAAAUCUUUUUCACUUCCGUCCAACAUUUUUCAUAAUUAUCUUUAAAUAAGUUCCCAUUUUUGGCUGUCAUAUUAAUCCCCAGGUAUUUCACUUUCUUAACCACAGUCAGGCCUGUCUCAUUCUGAAACCUCUCUCUUUCAAUCGGUGUUAAAUUUUUCUCUAAAACCUUAGUUUUUAGCUUGUUCAAUUUAAAUCUUGCCACUUGACCAAAUUCUUGAAUUAAUUCUAAAACCCUUUUAGUACUAGAUUCUGGCUCCUGUAACGUCAAUACUAAGUCAACUGCAAAUGCUCUCAGCAAUCUGAUCAUUUCUAAUUGUUCAGCCAUCAACUGCCGAAUAAUACCAACAGUCACUGGGGAAGCCAAAGAUAUAUUUGCCAAACUGGAUACUUUGGAUGUUUUUGAUGUUAUUAACAACUCAAUCUUUUCAUAAUUCCCGACUCUAAGAUUUCCACCUUAAGAUCACUGUCACUACAAUAGUCUUUUCCCACACAGGAAAUAAUGGCCAUCUUUCUUUCAGUUCCCAGUUUCUUCUUUUGAAAGAAAAACAAAUAUUGAUUUUUCACAUGAGGAAUUCCCUCAUAUGUUUAAUCUUUAUUGUCAACCAUAAAUCAGGCUUUAUGUGGCGUUUGAACAUGAUGUCAGUUCCUUGGCUCAAACAGCCUUGGUCAGAGCAUUUGCGUGACUUUAACGCAGAGUGAUUUGAUCACCAGACCUUCUGUCUGAUUGCUGUCAAUCACCACGUAAUGAUCUGUCAGCAGAGAUCAGUCAGAAAGAGAUCAAUCUGCCCUUUCCUCUCCCCGGAAGUUGGUUGUGUUUGCUGGAUUCAUUUCCACUUUGGACAUGGAACAAGUAAUCAGACCACGUCUGCUCCCUUUUACGUUGAAAUUCCUGGUGCCUUUGUUCCAACCCACCACCUUGGAUUUAUACGGCACUCCCUGCCGGGCUUCCCCAGGAAGUUCCCUCCCCCCACAGGGUUGUCUCCAGGAAGGCCUUGGGAGCUUCUUGGGUGCCUCUUGGGUCCAGGGGUGGGCCUCCUACUGCAGAGGCAGCAGAGGCCAGGGUGCUUCCAGGGCCAGCAGUGGAGCUCAGCCGCUUGGGGGUCAGAGGCAGCCUUGGUGUCCUCUGAAAGGAGAUGUUUCUCUUUCUUCCCGCCCAGCUGGAUGAAGGCCCCGUGGGAGAGCCAGAGGGGACUUUUGUGGACUACCAGACCACCAUGGUGAAGACCGCCAAGGCCAUUGCUGUGACCGUCCAGGAGAUGGUGAGGCAUUGGGGGUGUUGUGGGGGAGGCCUCCGUGGGGAGAUCUGGGCCAGGCCCCUUUGAGAACCCGCCUCUUCCUUCCGCCACCUGGCCAGACUGCCUUCUGCCAGGAUUUGGGGGUGCCUCUCUCUUCUUCCCCCUUCAACUGCCCCUACCCUCUUCCAGGUCACCAAAUCCACCACCAACCCGGACGAACUGGGCACCUUGGCCAACCAGCUCACCAGCGACUACGGACAGCUGGCGCUCCAGGCUAAGCCGGCUGCCAUCACGGCUGAGAAUGAUGAGGUGAGGGGGGGGGACGUCCCUGGUGGUUGGGCAGUGGGACAGGGAUGUGGUGGGGAGCUGGUUGAUUUGCCCAGAGCUGUGAGCCUCAGGCUGGCAGGGCAUCAAACGUUGGGUUCUUCUUGCUCUUCCUGAACCCAGAAGGCUGAGAAGGACCUUGUUGCCUCUGGCGGCUGGAAUGGGGAAAGGGGUGGUUGGAGGUCAGGUGGGGCUGGGGGAGAGAAGCAGCAGCCGCACACGGAGGUGUGGGCAGAAGAUGAGCGCCACACAGCCAGGCUCCCACAGCCUUCUUUCCCCUCCAGAUUGGCUCCCACAUAAAGAACCGGGUACAGGAGUUGGGCCACGGCUGUGCGGCGCUGGUGACGAAGGCGGGAGCCCUCCAGUGCAGCCCCAGCGACACCUACACCAAGAAGGAGCUGAUUGAGUGCGCCCGCAGGGUCUCCGAGAAGGUGCCUGCCUGCCUGGGCUGGGGGGGGGAGGGAGGCCAGGGCGCAGUGGCACCAGCACCCAGUGGCCUCUGGGCAGAGGAGCUGGUUCUGCUGGCUGGGCUCUCCCCUCGGAGGUUGGAGGCAGCAGUGGCUGGAAACGAGUGGCUCUCGUGCUCAGAUCCUGCUUACUGGUUUCCCUUUGGUCGGCCACUGUGGGAACAGGAUGCUGGGCUAGAGGGACCACUGGCCGGAUCCAGCAGAUCCCCUCCUAACAUUUUCCCACACCAACACACGCCUGCAUUGUCUCCUCCCCCUGGGAUCUUCUCCUGGGACCGUGCUGGGGGUCAGCCCAGUGCCGAUGGGAGGCCAGCUGUCCUGUCUCCCUCCGCAGGUGUCGCACGUCUUGGCCGCCCUCCAGGCAGGCAACCGGGGAACCCAGGCCUGCAUCACAGCGGCCAGCGCUGUCUCUGGCAUCAUCGCGGAUCUGGACACCACCAUCAUGUUUGCCACAGCCGGGACCCUCAACCGCGAAAACGCAGAGACCUUUGCCGACCACAGGUAGUGGCCCCCAGCGGUUCCCGUGUGGCCUCCAACAGGCCUUCCAGAAUUCCUGGCCACCUCUUAACCCCUCCCACCCCACUUCUUUGGCAGGGAGGGCAUCCUGAAGACGGCCAAGGCGCUGGUGGAGGACACCAAGGUCCUGGUGCAGAACGCCACGGCCAGCCAGGAGAAGCUGGCACAGGCUGCCCAGUCCUCUGUGGCCACCAUCACACGCCUCUCCGAGGUGGUGAAGCUGGGGGCCGCCAGCCUGGGCUCCGAGGACCCCGAGACGCAGGUAAGGGCCACAAUGGCGGGGUCACCCCUCUCCUUGGGUCUGUCCUUCUGUUGACCAUCUGAUGGCUCUUGCUCUCGAAUCCUGCUUGCUGGCUUCCCUUGGGCCUGAUCCAGCUGCAGGCUCUGCUCAUGUCCUCCUUCUCUCCUCUCUGCGCUCAGGUGGUCUUGAUCAAUGCCGUGAAGGACGUGGCCAAGGCCCUUGGGGACCUGAUCAGCGCCACCAAGGCUGCUGCGGGCAAGUCUGGCGAUGACCCGGCCGUUUACCAGCUGAAGAACUCAGCCAAGGUGGGAGACUCUGCAGCAGCUCAUGGGCAUGUGUGGGGGGCAGAGUGGGGUGUGUAGGGAAAGCAGGCUCCUCAGAAGGGGGCGGGCUCUCCUUCCUUGGGGUUUUUUAAGCAGAGCUUCCACCUCUCUGGGAUGAUUUGGUUGUGACAUGGUAGGGGUUGUACUGGAUGACCCCCAGGGGUCCCUUCCCCCUCUGCAAUGCUUAGAUUCUAUGGCCACCCAAGGGAGGAAGUUCCCCAGGGCUGUAGGGAGCAGGGAGCCCUCUUCCUCCCCCCCCUCCAAAGGUCACCCUUUUCUGCUUGGCAGGUGAUGGUCACCAACGUCACGUCGCUGCUGAAGACGGUGAAGGCCGUGGAGGACGAAGCCACCAAGGGGACCCGAGCGCUGGAAGCCACAAUUGAGCACAUCCGCCAGGAGCUUGCGGUGAGUGCGUUGGCGGGAGGGGGGCUGGGGCUGCUGCCCCCUUGCUCUGCCCCACCCUCUACCUCCUCUCCCGGCCAGGCUGACCACCUCCCGUCCCCCGCAGGUCUUCUGCUCCCAGGUGCCGCCCGCCAAGACCUCAACGCCGGAGGACUUCAUCCGCAUGACCAAAGGCAUCACCAUGGCGACUGCCAAGGCUGUGGCAGCUGGCAACUCGUGCCGGCAGGAGGACGUGAUCGCCACGGCCAACCUGAGCCGCCGCGCCAUUGCCGACAUGCUGCGCUCUUGCAAGGUGGGGAGCGGAGGGGCGUGCUCACGGUGGGGGGAGCUGAAGGGGGACAUCCUUGGAAACAGGUGGGGCAAGCUCACAGGACCCCCUUGGACAGUCAUCGGAGGAUGGGGGGCAGUGCAUUUACGAGGCUCCAGGUGCGAAUCCUGAAUUUCUGAGGGUUGGACUAGAAUAGGGUUGCCUUAUUUUAAAGAGCGAAAAAGAGGACAUGGAGCCCCCGCACCUUCCAUGGCACGCACACACUGGGCACAUUGUGCCCAGAAACAUUUCUCCAGUGAAAAUAGGGACAUCAUCUUCAAUAAUAAUAAUUUUAUUAUUUAUACCUCGCCCACCCAACUGGGUUGCCCCAGCCACUCUGGGUGGCUUCCAACAUACACAAAAACAUAAUCAAACAUGGAACAUUUCUAAUCUUCCCUGCACAGGGCUGCCUUCAGAUGCCUUCUAAAGGUUGUAUAGUCACUUAUCUCCUUGGUUUGGGGGUCACAUAAGGGCAAGAAGAAAUACAAUAUGAAGAUCCAAGCAGAACGGUGACCAAAGGAAAGGAGCAAACUUUUAGGGGGGAAAUGGGGUGCCCAGUGCUUCCGCCAUUUCCUCCACUCUCCCCCCCAAACCCCCAGCACUUUCUUUUCUAGGUUCUUCAGUCUGCUAAGAUUUUGAGAUGUAUAAAAUAGGGCACACACCCCACACACAAAAAUGGGGAGGGGGGCUUUCCGUGGCCUUCCAUGAGAGCUGUGUAUUUUAACUUACAUUCAAGAAUUGUGUUUAGAGGUACCCAAGGUGAUUUGGUUCAUCUCCAAAUGCCCCCCAAAGCUUUUAAUUAGGACAGAGAGAGCGGGGGGGGGGGUCCUCUUUACUUGCCAGCGCUCUGUUUCUUUUCUUAGAUCUUUCUGAUAUUGCAAAAUAGAGUUGGCUUCAUUGCAAUCAAUGGACAAGGCCCUGGGGUGGGGAAGGGGAGCCAGAGCAAGAAGGUGCCAGCAGAGACCCUCCUCCAGGGAGUUUUUCCCACCUGCCCAGGGGCAGCUUCCUGGGCACCAGUAUGGCCAACAUCUCAGAGAGGUCUAGGACCGACCUGCCGUUUGAUGAUGAGCCCAGUCCCCAAAUGCACCAUGCAGGCGCACUGUAGAAAUAGGAAAAGGUUAAGAGUGAUCCUCGCACGCACACUUCCUGGCUCUGUUUGCAAGAACCCAGACAUUUUGGCAAAUUCAAAAAAUCCGCCCAGACUGAGAUGUUGCACCCCAAAAAGAAGACCUGUCUGGAGAAACCAGACAUGUGUCAACCCUGUCAAUUCCACAAUUCUACAAUUCAAAGGAGGCUCGGCCAGGAUCUUGGAAGAGCUGCUAAGCCAGAGGGGCUCUCCGGACCCAGCGUGGCUCUGGAUGCUUCUCUCCUGUGCCCAGCAAACCUGCGCCCAGUGCCCCAGCCCUGGCACCACCCUGCCAGGCUCCUGCAUUAGGCUGUUUCUCACCCAUGGGGCUUUUGCAGGAGGCUGCCUACCACCCAGAGGCCAACGCGGAGGUUCGGCAGCGGGCGCUGCGCUUUGGCAAGGAGUGUGCCAACGGUUACCUGGAGCUGCUGGAGCACGUGCUGGUGGUGAGUGCGUGUGCCUCCCUCUGCCCUGUACCCUGCGUGGCGGAGGCUGGAUCUCGGGGCGGGGGCCCUUUGCCCCCCCAGCAGCCUCCUCCUCCUCCUCCUCCCUGCUCACCCCCUUUCUCUUCUCUCUCCUCUCUCUUUCUUUCUCUUCUGGGCAGCCUGUGAGUAUGGAGUGCCCUGCAUGGGAGUGUGUGGCACCUGGGGGUGUGUGCUCACGCGCAUGGGGGGGGGAGUCUCCUGGCAGAAGUAAGGGGUGAGCCAGGCUCUCCUGCCCCCCUUAACUCUGGGCCCUUGCUGUGUGCCUGCCGUUCUGCUGUGCUGUGUUGGAUUCUGGGAUGCCGUGGUGAAUAACCGCUGGGAGCCAGUCCCGGCUGCAGUGUGGCUAACAUCUCACUUGGGUCAGGGUUGGGCAGUGGUGUUCUGGGUUCUAAUCCCGGCUCAGCCAUGACUAGCCUGAGCCGGCAGCUCUGCCUGCCUCUCUGUGUUGGGGGGAGGAGGGGCAAAAGAAGGUCUUCCCACUCUCAGGGGUGCGGCCCAGAAGGUUCCUUGUCACCCAGGGUCAGGGCAGCCGGGAUUUCUGCACUGCAAAGGGUUGGACUAGAUGAGCCCUUGGGGUCCCUUUAAAUCUUGCAAUUCUGAGAUCUGAGGCCAAGCAGUCUCCCUUAGAGGUGUCAUUGAAAUUCUACUCGAUAUUGAUCCAGAGCAGAACUCUGAUGUGUAGUUAGCAGAGCAACAAGCACGUUGCAGAUUCCCAAAAAAUAGACCGGAGGCAAUUAUAUUUCAUCCAGCAGAGCUUUACUGCUCCUGGAGGCAAAUGAGCAGAAUGGUCACAAAUCCAAUACAUUCAGGAUUGGCCCUGUCCAUAAGAAAUCCAUGUGCAGCAGACUUAACUUAAACUUACACUAAUUUAUAAUAAGUCUAAAGCAUAACACUAAGCAUACUAUGUACAGAACACCAGAAGGAAGAGAGACAGAAAGUGAAAAACAGGCUCUUUCUGGCCUCUUAUUAUAGUCAGCAUGACAGAAGGGAUAAGAGAACCAGUUCAGGAACCCUCUGCUUGUUUCUUUCACACAGAGAUGCUUCCAGAACCCUCUUGAAUUCAGUAGAAUAGGAAGGAUCUCUGCACAUCAGAUCAAUACUUUCUGCACUAAGAAAUGCAAACUGUCAAGAGGUGCCCAGGCUGCUCCAGGGGAGGCAGCUUCUGGGUCUCCCUGACCCCUCGCCCUGCUGCUGCUGGGCAGCUCAUGGAGCCGGGAAGUCUGUGUGGCCUUGAACCUCCAUUGCUCUUCUUUCCACCUUCUCCCCUCCCUGGAAAACUGCCCCCUCCCUCCUUCAGCCUCUUGCACCUUCCUUGCCCCUUUCCCCAGGCUUCCUUUGGACUUUCCUCUUCACCCCCUGCACCCCCGGGGGGCUUCCCUUGUGGUUCUUUCCAGGGUGCCUGGGAAUGGGCAGCCCAUGUCUUCCACGGCCCCCACCCCUGGGUGCCCUGCUGCAGGCGAGCCCCUGCCAGGGGGGACCCUCCCCUCCCCAAGACACGCGCCGCCUUCCGCCCUCCCCCUGUAGGUCUGGGCAAGGCUCACCCCUUGUCUACCCCCCCCCCCGAUCUUGCUCCAGAUCCUCCAGAAACCCAGCCAUGACCUGAAGCAGCAGCUGGCUGCGUACUCCAAGCGAGUGGCCGGCUCGGUGACGGAGCUCAUCCAGGCAGCGGAGGCCAUGAAAGGUGGGUGGUUCCCCCGGGCGAGGCCCCCUGCUUCCCCUCUCUGGAAAGGACCCCUCUGAAACAGGAGAAAGAAAUGCCCACCUGAACAAAAUGGGUGGGGUCUUGUUGGGGCUCCUGGGGGAGGGAGGAAUGGCUCUCUGCCCCCCUGACUCCUGCUUCCCUCUCCCACCAGGGACGGAAUGGGUGGACCCUGAGGAUCCCACCGUCAUCGCAGAGAACGAGCUGCUGGGCGCCGCUGCUGCCAUUGAGGCUGCCGCCAAGAAGCUGGAGCAGCUGAAGCCGCGUGCAAAGCCCAAGGUGGGUAGCUGGGCUGCCCCCAGGAGGUCCCCUGGGCCCCCCGGAUGCCACCCUCAUCCCCUCACCCGUCUGCCCAGGGGCUGCUGCUGGAGGCCACCCUAGUCCCUCCCAGGGGUCUGUUGGCCUGGUCUCUGAAUGUGGGGUUUGGGGGUGCUUCGAAAUCCUGCAACAAUGGCAGGUGAUCCCGCCCUCCCCUUUCUCCCCGCUGACUCUGCUCUCCCCCCAACAGCAGGCAGAUGAGAGCCUGAACUUUGAGGAGCAGAUUCUGGAGGCUGCCAAGUCCAUUGCGGCCGCAACCAGUGCCUUGGUGAAAGCAGCCUCAGCCGCCCAGAGAGAGCUGGUGGCCCAAGGGAAGGUGAGUCCUGUGGACUGGGGGGGGGGGGGAACCAGUGGCUCAAUUUCUCCUGUCCUGCCCUCUAUAAAGAUCUGAGGAAUGAGAUCAUCACCCCACUCUUACUCACCAUCCCAGGCCGCCCAUCUGAGGCCACAUUGUUCUUUCUUUUAUCGGAUCAAAAUGAUCGGACAACAGCGAAGGUUGCUAGGUUUAUCGAGGGUGCAGUGAGAUUAAGGGCCACUAUCUGAACGAUAAUCUUGGUCAUUUGAUUGCCCUUUAUACCCAUUGCUGUCUUUUUUUAUUUGUACAGUGGUGCCUCGCAAGACGAAAUUAAUCCGUUCCGCGAGUGUCUUCAUCUAGCGGUUUUUUCGUCUUGAGAAGCAACCCUAUUAGCGGAUUAGUGGAUUAGCGCUAUUAGCGGUUUAGCGGCUAUUAAAGGCUUAGCGGCUUAGCGGCUUAGCUGCUAAAAGGCUAUUAGCGGCUUAGCGGCUUAGAAAAAGGGGGGGAAAGCGGGAAAAAAUCGCAAGACUCGCAAGACAUUUUCGUCUUGCGAAGCAAGCCCAUAGGGAAAUUCGUCCUGCGAAGCAACUCAAAAGCGGAAAACCCUUUCGUCUAGCGGGUUUUCCGUCUUGUGAGGCAUUCGUCUUGCGGGGCACCACUGUAUAUAUUUUAUUUGUAUAUAUUGCUUGUUUUAAGUUGCUAUGGCCGUUGGCUAAUGCGAAUAAAGUUUAUCUAUCUAUCUAUCUGGGGGAGGCCUGGCCUCCUGCGGACCCUCUGGUCUCACCCCCCUCCGCCUUCUUUGUUGCCAGGUGGGUGCCAUCCCUGCCAACGCCCUGGACGACGGGCAGUGGUCCCAGGGCCUCAUUUCAGCAGUGAGUACGAAGGGGACCAAAGGGGGGGGGGAGAAGGAGGCUCCUUUUCUCCUGCGGGGGCUGCAGUCCCCACCUGCAGCCGCUUUGCAGGGGGCCUGGGGGAGCUGCCGGCCGGCUUCCCCCUCCGCUCACUGGCUUUCCUUCCUCCCCUGCCAAGGCGCGGAUGGUGGCCGCUGCCACCAACAACCUGUGUGAGGCGGCCAAUGCGGCUGUGCAGGGCCACGCCAGCGAGGAGAAGCUCAUCUCCUCCGCCAAGCAGGUGGCCGCCUCCACCGCCCAGCUGCUGGUGGCUUGCAAGGUCAAGGCGGAUCAGGACUCGGAGGCCAUGAAGCGCCUGCAGGUGAGCAAGCGGGGAGGCCGGGGGGCGUGCGGCCUCGGGCGCAGGGAGGGGACCGCGUGGCUGAUGCUGCCCACCUGCCUUGUGCCCUUGCAGCACAGUCCUGGGAGGUGGUACAGGACGGCCUUUGCUCUGAGUUUUCCCAUGGGGGGCCCUCGUUUUAUGGCCUGCAUUGCAGGGGUUGGACUAGAUGACCCUUGGAUCCCUUCCAGCUCUCCAAAUCGUGGGAGCAGCAAGUCUUCAAGGGUGGGCAGGAAGGGCUUAUGGGGGGGCAUGUCUCCCCUGGCCCCCCACACUGCCGACCCCUCCCUCACCCUGCACCCUGUGUCCAGCAUAAGCCAAAUGGGGGGGGCAGUUGGGUGUGGGCAGGGGGAAUGGGCGAGGGGUCCUGCGAAUGGACAGCCCAGGGCAGCUCUGCUCUCCUGCAGUUCAUGCCUCACAAUGUGGCUCUUAGACUAUUUUGCCUUCUAGGAAGGUUUUAUUUCCAGACUUAAUCCCACCCCACAACACCUAAAUAAUAAUAAUAAUCCCCAAAGUUUCGUGUGUCUGGUUUGGGGCAGGCAGCCAGGGCUGGUGAGCCUCCUCUGGCCGGCCCCUUCCUGCCCCCCAUCCCUGUAUCCUGGGGGAGAGUCCCAGCCCUCUUUCUCCCCCCUCCUCCAGGCCGCUGGCAACGCCGUCAAGAGGGCGUCCGACAACCUGGUGAAAGCAGCUCAGAAAGCAGCCGCCUUCCAGGACCAGGAGAACGAGACGGUGGUGGUGAAGGAGAAGAUGGUGGGCGGGAUUGCGCAGGUGAGUCCCCAGGGAGGGGGGGGGAGGACAGGGGGCCAAGGCUGCCUUUGCAGGCAGGUGAGACUCUGGCCCCCCCAGUGGUUGCAAGCGAGAAAGGGGGGAGUGCCAGGUGCCCCCCCCAGUGCAGGCGCUGCUGUCAAGCAAUGGGGCGGCUGCUCCCACCCCCCGCCUCACGGUCUGCCCUGCUCCCCCCCCCCAGAUCAUUGCUGCCCAGGAAGAGAUGCUGCGCAAGGAGCGGGAGCUGGAGGAGGCACGCAAGAAGCUGGCCAUGAUCCGGCAGCAGCAGUACAAGUUCCUUCCCACGGAGCUGCGGGAUGAAGGGCCAAACUGA